AUGACUCCAUCACUCUGGGGACUGCUCGGAUUUUUCUUCAUCCUGGUAUCGGGACCUCUGGGAGCGAACUCUCAGGUCGGGUCUCAGAGCCGGCAGAUUCACUCCAUUCGUCCCUCAGUCCCACGUGUGUCUCCACAAGUCCCUCCGAGGGUCCAGCAGCGUUUUCGAGAAAUCAAAUCUAUCGAGCAAACCUCAGACGAAGAACCUAGUGCGGAAACUUUCCGAGAGCUGCAGGUGGGUGAUCGCGGUGCGCAAGGCUUCCAGCAGCAGGGCGCGCGAGCAGGUGAAUACGGCUACCAGCAGCAGGGCGCGCGAGCAGGUGAACACGGUGAACACGGCUACCAGCAGCAGGGCGCGCGAGCAGGUGAACACGGCUACCAGCAGCAGGGCGCGCGAGCAGGUGAAUACGGCUACCAGACGCGGGAAAGAGGCAGAGCUGAUGCUGGAGGUGAGUGGAUGAAUGUCCACAUAUGUUGUACUAGAUGAGCCAACUCUGUUCAUUAGACGUCUGUCUACAAAACCCACGUACUCUGCAUGCUGCGUGUGCGCGAGUGUUGGUGUUUUGCGCGCCACUUUCUUGCCGGGUGGUAGAAAUAUGAAGCUCAAUUAUGGACUUAUUUUUUAGAAAAACGGAUAGACUGUUCAAGUAUUUGUUGCAUUUCGUCUGAUUAGAAGUGUUCAUAGUUAAUUAGAACAAUAUAGUCUGCUCAAACCAGGAUAAACGAUCUCUGUCAAUUGCUGUCCUAACUUCAGAUGGUAAAACAAAAAGAUACGCUAAGUGUGUUUUAGAAAUGUUUACCAAAGCCAAGCAUCUUCAAGCCUUUUGGAGUUCUUUUAGUGCUGAAUUGAUUUAAUAGACUUUUGCACCUUCUGAAAAAGUUUAAAUCGAGGUGCUGCCAAAUAACUGUAAUUUUAUGGAUGUGAAAUUUCCCUGACAUAGGCUAAUGAACAGAUAAAAAUGAUGUGGAAGUUUUAGGUCUCAUGAAGGACAAAAGUAUUACUUUUUAACGUAACACACAGUCUUUUAAAAAUUUACAACAAAUUAAUAACAUGUUAUACUUGAAAUGAUGCAGCUGCAAAACAGGUGUGUUGGAGAUUCACUAACAUGUUCACUCAACUCAACAACUGUCCUGAUCUUUCAACGAUAAUGUAUCAUAGAAUAACAUCAAUUUAAGUGAAUUCAACUUUUAAACAUGUCAAGUUAAGACAUGUCCUUGUUUAUCUGUGAUUAGAUGCCAGGAAAAUAUUUUCCCUACUGUUUAAUUCAGACUUGUUUUCUCCAGUUGUUGAUAAGAUAUGGAGCAAUGACCAAAAGAGUUCGAAUCCUGGUCAGAGGACUAAAUGGACAAUAUGUUUAAGAGCAGAGAGACAUAGAAGGGUCAUGAUAACAGCUAAUUAACAUUUUAAGGUUUUAUUUGCUGUAUCAACUUUGUAUUUAUCCCACUAAGUCACAGUGACAUAAUCUUUUGAAUAUGUGUAACAAAAAUUUGUGAUACAUCCUCCAUGAGUAAAUUACUUUAAUCAUAACAUGUAAAACUAAUUGCAUCUAAACAAUAGCAUGGGAAGUGUUACCAAAAUCUAUCAUAAUGUAUUACAUCAAGGCAUCGUUUAUAGACUCAAGAGGAAGGGAAGGAAAGGCAGUAUAAGCACAAAUCUUUUGACAGAUAAAGACUUCUGAAUGAUAGACAUUUCUUUCCUGUUUAAUAAUGGAAAAACACCAGCUUACACCAACAGGAGCAUUUAUGGCAUGUUACAUUUAGUUCAUGCUGUUCAAAUCAGAAAAGUAGCUUUGAUUUUUACAGAUGCAUAAAAUAACAAGAUGAUGGAAGAAUCCCUAGAAUGAAGUGAAACAUGUUAGGAACAAAGUGUAAAGAAGUAAAACUGGGUGUGAAAGAACACUGAGUACCUCUAAGGUAGCAGCUUCUAAAAUCAGAUAAAAUCAUAAUAUAAGAAGAGGAAGAGUUUCAUUGAUAAACUGUAAGAUCACAACAGAGUUAGGACCAUUUUAAUCUCAGGUCAGGGACAGUGUGUUGCGAGCAGGUGGCGUUAUGAAAUAGAACAGCAAUGGAGUAAGACACUGUACAAUAUUCUGCCUUUUACUUGGCUACAUACUAACAUACAAAGGAGUCGACAUUAAGUCUUAAAUUUUAGGGGAUUUCAUUAAUUAAAUACAUAUUCAUUUAUUCAGCUAAAAAUAGCCUCUUGUAUUUGAAGGUUUCUCCACCUUCUUGCCAGCAUUUUCCUAUCUGUCAUAUUAACAUUAGGUUCAAUGUUUUUAUUCUUAGUUCAGAGAAAACAGGAGAAAUUUUCCACUGGCAUUCCAAACAAAUGCAGAAAAUAACAGCAACACCUUAUAAGGUGUUGGCUUUACUGGAAAGUUAGCAUUUGAGCCAGAUUAUCAACAAGAGACACAACACAAUAAACUUUCUAUAUGUGCAGGACUCCCUCUUAUACAUUGAUUUGACAUGAUGUGAUCUAGUUAUUCCUGGCAUCGCUGUUGUUAUUCAGAACUGACUACCUUUGUAUUAGGGCUUUGAGCAAUCGGAAUUUAGUAUUUUGUGCAUUAGUAAGGUGAUACUAAAAGAAAGGUGCGUCAUUAGAAAUUACCUGGACAUCCUACAGUCAGAACCUAAAUAUCAGUGAAACAAUUCUAAAAUAUAAAACUGAAGUAAAAUUUGGGAUGAAGUUUUUAAAUCAACUACUCAUUUGACCAAGCUGCAUGCACCAUAAUUCAGCUUAUAUUUUAUAUGAAACUUUAGUUUUCUAUUUCCUUAAGGAGAAAAGGAAAUGAUAGUAUAAUACUGUAAUUUGAUAAGAUUGCAUUGAGUAUCUUGCUUUAUUCCCAUUGAAAAAGUAGGAUAAAGCUACAGCUACCAGUCUCUGAUGCCUUCCCCUCUGCUUUUCCCUCCCUCUUGGUGAAGCUGGUGGCACUAAUUCUAGGUCUCAUCAACCCUCCCACCAGCAGCCACCAAGGAGAACCCAGCUGCCCUCACAGCUGCAACAGAGAGCUACUCCAAGUACACCAUGGGAGUCUGCUCGAGACUCAAGGGGUUCAGUUUCACCCAUCAGGACCAGUGCAGGUACUUUAUUUUAACCAUGUAACUUUAGCUCCACAAAUGAUCAUUUUAAGUUUUGGACUGGCUUCCAAUCUUUAAAAACAGUUUUUUUCUCAGUUUGUUUAACAUAGCAGUAACAGAUUGACUAUAUCUGCACUCUGCCUGACUGCCUGUUAUCUCUGCAGUGCAGCCAAUUACCUCAAUAAGUAAAACUUGUGAAUUAAGAGAAAACAGGAUGAGAACUUUAGUUGACAAAACCUUUAAAACAAAAUAAGGAAAGAGUCAACAAAGAGAUAAGUAAGAUGUCCAACUUUGUACCCACAGUGGACAAAAGUGACACAAUCUUGAACUUUUCCACAGGAUUGUUUUGAAAACAUUAGAUAACAGAUAAAAUAAAAUAUGAUACAAUACACUAUGCAAAACAAUUUGACCCAAUACGAUUUUACACAACACAAAAGCAUACAACAUGAUAUUAUAUGACACAAUACGACACAAUAUGAUACAAUAUAACACAAUACGCCAUAAUAAGAUACAAUACGUCAUAAUACAACAUGAUACAACAUGAUAUAGUAUGAUACAACACAGUACAAUAAUACAAUACACUAAACGACACAAUUAGGGAUGGGUCCGAAUAUUCGGCGCCGAAAAUAUUCGGCCGAAAAGCAUCAAAAAUGAAUUUUCGGUUUUCGGCCGAAUAGAUGUUAUGGCCGAAAAAAAAAUCACCGAAUAGUGUGGAUAAACAUGAGUCUAGUAUGAACUCUCAAAAACGGAAAACGCAGACGGCGCUGUUUUCCCUGUUUUAGUAGCAUGUUGAUGACGUAAUUGGAACGCGACAAGAGGCAAGCCGGUGUUGUGCCUUAGAAAGCACCCCCGCCGUAGAAUGCACCCCCUGCCUCCCAUCCACUCGUUAGCUUCUUAAAGUGGAAGAAAAUGAUCUCAUAUUUUAAAAAACACGACUAUUUGAUCGUUACAACUUUCGUUCUGAUUUUAUCUGUCUCAAAAAUGCACAUACGGAGGUGAUCUUGGGUAUAUAAACUACAGUAAACAGUCAAGCUGACUAACAUUAUAUUUUCGGGACAGCAAAUAUUCUGAAUCAGAGGGCUAUUUUUUCAACUUAUCUGAAUAGCCUGAGUGAAAUUAUUAAAGGCACACGCUUUUGAAUUCUUCCAAUGGUAAGGAAAACUUGGAUUAAUUUCGCCUUGUUAAGUACUUUCAACCGCGCUCCCGUCGGGGGUGCAUUCUACGGCACAAAACCGGCAUGCUGAUACGACACACACGAUACGUGCAGCUGUCUUGGCUCGAAGCCGUUCAACCGGCAUGUCUGCGGUUUGGAAAUAUUUCGACAUAUCAGAGAAAGAUGGUCUGAUGGCAAUUUGUAAACUCUGCUCUGCUGAGGUGGUGUGACGGCAAAAACUUUCAGUACAUCGGGGCUAAUCAACCACUUGAGCGCUAAACAUAAGGACAAACAUGACGAGUUUAAGAAACUCACUGCACAAAAGUUUGCACAAUCGUAUGUGCAUGCAUGUAAGUGCAUUUAUUGUUGAAGGCCUCAGGCCUGGAUUUGUGUUUACUGUUGCAUAAUCAUGUAUAUACAUGCACGUACCUGCAUUUAUUUUAUUUAUUUUGCAUAUGUGCAUUUUAUUUUAUUUAUUUUAUUUACUUUAGGCUAUCCUACAGGGAAAAUUGCACUUUUUUUGUAUUGUUAUUGCAAAGAUGUUAUUUACUUAAUUUUAUUUUAUUGAAUGUUAUUGUUAUAGCAUUGUUAUGUCAUGUCAGCUGAAUAAAUGUUUCAUGGUUCAAACAUAAAGUGAUUAAUAUUUAAGUUUGCCAGGUUUUGCCUUAAUCAGGUAGCUUUAAAACAAAUGUACGGCAAUGACAGCAAUUGUACAAAAGUUGCUUGGUGAUAAAAAUUCAUAAUUUAUAUACAUAUUUAUUAAUCAUAUUCGGAUAUUCGGUAUUCGGUUUCGGCCAAGAUUUUCCCAUUCGGUCCAUCCCUAGACACAAUACAAUAUGAUAAAACACAAUGCAAUACAACACAAUAUAAAAUAGUAGUCACAAUAUGAUACCAUACAACAUGAUACAAUACGGCACAAUAGGAUACAAUACGACUCAAUAUAAUACGAUACAAUACAAUAGGAUACAACAUGAUAUCAUACCACACAAUACUCCAGGAAUAUGACAUAAUACAAUCUAAAUUAAUUCAAUACAAUAUGUAAUGCCUUAAAACAUUAACAAAGUAUAAGGUACUAGACCGGAGAAUAUAAAACAAUACAAUAUAAUAUGAUCAGAUAUGAAACAAUGUGACAAAUUGACAUAAUAUGUAAUAUAUCCUCCAUGUAAACAGGAGGAUAUGAUAUGAUAUGAACCAGUACAGAUGAUAUGCUUUAAUAUGAUAUAAUAUUAUAUAAUUUGAUAUGAUGUUUUUUGUCAGCCACAAGGUCCAACUGCAGGAACCGCCCCAUAGACUUGGUGUUCAUCAUAGACAGCUCCCGCAGCGUUCGCCCUGCUGAGUUUGAAAAAGCCAAAGAGUUCCUGCAGGAAAUGGUAGAAAGCCUGGAGAUCGGCACGGAUGCCACACGAGUCGGUCUGGUCAACUAUGCCAGCACAGUCAAGAUCGAGUUUCUGCUCAAGACUUAUUUUCACAAGUCUGCUCUGAAGCAGGCGCUGGCCCGGGUCGAGCCCCUCGCUUCAGGCACCAUGACGGGCAUGGCCAUCAAGACCGCCAUGGAGAAAGCUUUCACUGCAGAGGCAGGAGCCCGGGCCAAAAGCACGAACAUCGCUAAAGUCGCCAUCAUAGUGACAGAUGGGAGGCCCCAGGACAAGGUGGAGGAAGUAUCGGCAGCGGCUCGAGGAGCAGGGAUUGAGAUCUACGCGGUGGGAGUAGACAGAGCUGACAUGGCGUCCCUCCGUCUUAUGGCCAGCCAACCACACGAUGACCAUGUCUUCUAUGUAGAGACCUAUGGGGUCAUUGAGAAGCUUACUUCCAAGUUUAGGGAAACCUUGUGUGGUAAGGAUGAUGAUAAUGGGAGUGCGGAUAUUCCAGUAGAUGGUGGAAAUCGUGAUUUUGGACUAGGUCUAGACCGCAGAAAAGACCAAGACCGUAGAGGGAAAAAUAAUAAAAAUCAGGACAAAGGCAACAACGGUAUGUCAGAUUUGUCCUUUAAAGCGUAGCUGUGAUUGUAUGGGCUGCACCAUCGAGGGAGUCUCCAUUUUAAACUCACUGGUCCUCUUCUUUGGUUUUACACACAAGAAUGAGACGACAAACGAUUCACUGCCUCAUGUUGUGUUUUAGAUUUCCAACUUCAGGUGUUUAUGAGCUGUUGCCAUGCAGAUGGUGACAAUAAGGGCAUAAUCAAUGCGCAUGUUCUAUAGGCCAUGCGUUAACAGACUAAAAGAAGAAGCUAGAUUGCUGAUCAGUGGUUGAUCUGCAGAUUCAAAGCAAACUGGACCAGCUGUAGUACUUUAAAAUGACUGAGACCUGAUAUGGUGCUGCCUUUACUCUUCACAGUGAGCAUGCUGCUCCCUGCAUUCUGCGCUGCAGCUCAUGCCUCAUGCUACAUCCCUGGCUCAUUUCCCACAAUUUGUGCUCUCAGAUAUUAAUUGCUAAUUGUUCUGCAUUGCAAAAGCUCACCCUGCUCUAUGGCUUGGAUAAAAUGUAUUUGACUGGAAUCUGAGAGAUAAUGUGAUAGGAAACUUAGUCAAAAUAUGCAAAACUUUGCAAACAAUGACUGAGGUAUAAAGAUGCCACCACUGUAGGUCAACCCCUACUUCAUUAAAAUUGGAUCUUCCUGAUUUUCAUGGUGUUCAAAUCAUCUAAACCCUGUAUUUAAUUUAAAUAGUGCAGAGAUAAUAUAUAUAAAAAAAGGCUGAAUCUGAAAAAUGUUUAUCCCUGCAUUAAAAAAAAUGUCGAUCAUUUUAAAUUUGAUGCCAGCAACGCUCAACAAAAAAAGCUGGUACAGAGGCUUGUUUACCAUUGUGUUGCAUCAUCUCUCCUUUUAACAACACCCUGUAAAUGUUUGGAAACCCUGCAGACCAGUUUCUGUAGUUUUGAAAGGGAUAGGUCAUCCCGUUCUUGCCUGGUUCAGGAGCCAAGGAUCUCUUCUGUCGAAUUUUUUGUUUUGUUUGCACCAAACGGCGUGCUUCCUCUGCUCUUUACCAUAGAAGAGGGAGCAUCCACGAUCCACAGUUUGCUUAUUUACUUUAUUCAAUGUUAAAUAGACUUGGGCCCAGAGAAGUCCCUGUUCACUAGCUGUCUCUUUGGAGUGUCCCUUUAUUAAGCGGUUAUGCUAACUUGAUACCAAUUACCCUUGUGCUGGCAUCAAAUUUAAAAUGCGCAGUUACUUGUCAUAAAACAGCCAAACCUUCCUGUUUCAACAUUUAUUUUGGCGUCUUUGCAACAUUCUCAAUUAAAUAUCGUCUUUACAUGAUUUGCAUGCCAGCAGAUCUGUAUUUGUCAACAUUUUAUAAAAGUUCGAACUUUUUUGGAUUAGAGGUUAGAUGAUAAAUGAAAAGCUUGAUAUUUAAGAAUUCUGAGACUUAGUUUGUUUUAAAGCAUCUAUGGGAGCAUAUAGCAGCCGGGAUGUGAUGCAAAAAAAACUUUUUGAAAGUUAACACAGAAACAUUUGACUUCCUCUAGCUUUCGGACAGUUACAUUGGUUUAGAUAACUGAAGUAUACCUGAAGUAAAGAAAAAAUCAGUCUGGUUUAGGUUUAAUAAAAUCCAACCUCUGUGUUUGAAUGAGGCCAUUUACAACACUGACAGCUAUAACAGACAUGCAAUGGAGUUUUGGUGUUUGCAUGAUCUGAACUGCAUGAAAUAAUCUGAUUAACAGUAAAAAUAAACAGCUGUUCAGAAUAUGUAGAUCCUGUUUGUUUACGUGUCUUUCCUAUACUGAUAACAGGAUCUGAAACAACAAAUUCAAUGAUCACUGUACUUGAACAGAAAUCAUACUGUCUAAUCUGCCUCUGGCUCUGCUACUUAAAUUGCACAAUUAAUUAUCACUAACAACUUACUAAAAUAAAGUUAUAACACCACUUUUUUGAUUUGCCUUAAGCCGAUCAGACAGACGAGUGUUUCUUUGCAGGUCUGGAUGCAUGUGCUCAAGGACACAACUGCCAGCACAUUUGUGUCAACAAUGAAAACUCAUAUGACUGCAAGUGUCGUCCAGGAUACGUCCUGAACCCAGACAAGAAAACAUGCUCACGUAAGAGUCGAUCUCUUUGCCAAAAUGUUUUGUUUUCUCUGAUGUCUGCAACUGUGUUUUUGCAUGAUUCACUUUCAGAAACGUGCUGUUGCAGAGCGCUUUGCAUUCAAUUUGAUUGAGUUUUGCCAAAAUACUAAUUGGAGGUUGGAUGCGGAAAGCCUAAUUAAAGGCUGAAGUUGGUGUGUAGAAUUCCUGAUGCACCGAUUGAGCAUCGGUUAGUUAGGCAUUUUGUGUUGUGUACACUGUGCAUACCAGCUCUUGUCGCUACUGUUUUGGGUUGUCCUAAAUAGAUUGGUGGGCACUAUUUUGCACAAAUUAAACCAGGAGCACAUGAUGACAGCUUGAACCAAUGGACAUGAAUUCUCAGAGUAAAAACGGCUGCUUAGAGGAUCCAAAAAAGCCUUCUUAGUGGGUAUCCAAGGCUAGGAUUCUGAUUAGCUAUCUGCAGAGAGUUGAUAUUAGCUGCACAUUAGCUGCACAUAGUGAUUUAAUGGAACUGAAAAGAUAAUGCCAUUUCUAAGCACGAUAUUUACACUUUGUCUUCAAUGUGUUACUCUUGAAGGCAUAAUGAUAGGACAACCUCUGCACUUUGUUACAGAGGUGUUGUUCCCCUCUGUCCACCCACCAACAACACAGAGAUGUUAUGGAUAGUGGACAAUGCCACUGCAAACAGGAGAGCUGGAAGGCCAGAGGAGCUCUUGGUGUGUGUUAAGCUCCAACAGCAAAACUAGUUUAUAUUGGGGGGUGUGGGGAUGUCCUAAUCUGUGUUCAGAUAGAAAAGCAGACGGGGUUUGGCUUAAAAUCACACUUUACUCAGAGUAAUUUAUCUUGCAAAUGAACACUAAAGAAGUUGUGCUAAUUCUGUUAUUACUUUGAAGCUAACUUUUUAAUGUCAAUUAAAAUAACCAUAAAAUAAUACCAGAGUGUUAGUGGACUCUGAGUUGAAAUGUAAUAAAAUAUAUAAAAGCUUUACAUCUUAAACAUAUCAAAAUUGACUGAGAUACAUUUAUUAAGCUGCCACAACCUGCCAGUACCUGGUUAUGGAAGCAGCUCCUAUGUGUGUCUCCUUAAUGCAAGACUGAGUUUCUCAGAGUAAUAAUGGCAAACUAAUGCAUACAGUUAACACUAUUGGUUCAAGCUCAAUUUUUAAGAAUUAUUUGCAGAGUUUCAAAGAAAUCCACCUGCCAGUCACAAAGCUAAUACUGCCAAUCUAUUGAUUUUCUCUCUGAGACACCUGGUAGACAACUACACCACAAAUCUGCAUCCAUCUACCUACAAGUAGAGAGAUGAGGUCUGAAACAUAUACUUGAUUUCAGUUAAUUCAUUUUUGAAUGCUAAUGAGCCUAUUUGAAUAUAAGACACAAGUCAUCAACUGUACGUUUAUUCCUUUAUGGUAGAGUUCAGGCUCAUCCCUAGUUUUUACACAACACUGUGUAAUAAAACUUCUCAAAGGUAAUACUAGAACUGUCACAUAGCUUUGUUCUUAAUUGGCAAUAAAAUUAUCCAUCAAAUACCAAUUUCACAAAUGAUCUGCUCUUACCUGUGGAGGCUCAGAACAAACUUGAUUUGGUUUGCAUGAAAGUAUCAGGUUGGCUCAAAUAGACCAAUCACAGAGUCAAAGCUUGCUUUAACUGGGUUUUGUAUGUUAUGUAGUCAGGCUUUGUUGGUUGGAUGUCAAAGUGUUUCUUUACAGGUACAGACACAUGUGGCCAAGACCAUGACUGCCAACACAUCUGUGUAAGAACUGGUGGUGAGGAUGGCUCAUAUAUCUGCAAAUGUCAGCAAGGAUAUGUGUUAAAUGCAGAUCAGAAAACGUGCUCAAGUAAGAACCGGAUGUUUUUGUAGAUGUGUUGACAUUCUUUGUGUAACUUUGUGUUUUGCAUGGCUGAAAAAUUCUUCGUUUUUCACAUUUACUUCCUCAGCAAGUCAUGGUUAGUCAUUAAGUUUAACGAGAAGGACUUCAUGUUGCUUGUCGCAGUUUUGUCCUCAGGUUUGGAUUCAUGCUCUCUGGGACAUGAUUGCCACCACAUUUGUGUCAGCACUGGUGAUUCAUAUAUCUGCAAAUGUGGAGCAGGAUAUGUGUUGAGUGCAGACCAGAAAACAUGCUUGCAAAACAACCUGGAUUUUUCAGGUAGACUUCAUUUUCUAAUUCAUCUAGACCUGUAGAAAUGCAUUUACAUGUGAGUCUCAGCUUUUGGGAAACUGAAACUCGAGGAAGUGCAAAGAACUAUAAAACUGACUUUAGGUUGGAUUCAUACUGAAAUGUGGAAAUGUUUAUUUCAUCCGGAGUGUCUUCAGAGAUGAACCGGUAGCGUAAAACUGUUGAGAUAUAUUUUUUGGAUUACCUGUGGUGGUUAGCUACAGGUUGUUGCCUUUGCACUCAAAAACCAUUGAGGGCUGGCUCUAGUCUUGAUCAAAGAUUUGAAAAUACUAAGGGGUGCCAAGGUCUUCGUUUUUUUAAGUCCUUUGCAAAGAAUUCCAAGUAAAAGACUGAAAGCUGAUCUAUCAAGCUCAGUAUUAACUUGUAUUAAAAGGCAGUCAUUAGAUGGUCCAGAAGACCAAGUGAGACCAAGAGAUGAGAUAAACAUUGGUAGUUUACCAGUAGAGGGGGCUUCAAUGCAUUGCACAGCAUCAGCUUCACUCGCUUGAAUUGAGGAAUCCUUCAUACUUGAUGAGGUUUGUUUACUUUCUAGUACACCACUGUUUGCUAUAAAUGCAUCAUUUUUGUACAAUUAGUUAGAGCGGUGCCGAGAGGAAUCCCAGAAUUCUGGCUUGCAGUGCCGCUUCUCCUUCAUGUGACAAAAACAUGCAUUUACAACCAACGGUGGCAUAUUUAAGUAAAACCUCAUGGAGUCCUGUUUUUGUUGGAUGCUUUUCAAUCUGGGACAACAAAUCUAACAUCUGAAAUUGGUAGGUAGUCUCUAGGCGUCUUUGCUGCUUCCAUUGGGUCUGACGUGAUAGCAAACAAUGCAGUCUCACUGAUUAUGUCGCUGUUGCUCUCUGGAUUUUUGAGCUGUUUGGACACCGUGCUACAUCCCCCUACAAGUGUCUCUUCUAGGAGUCUGUUAAAGUACAUUUCUUUAUGAAUGAAGACUGUUGUCAGUGGACAAGGAAUCAGUCAUUGGAAACAACUGUGUUGGUGCUUGUAGAUCUCGUAGUAUCAAACAGCUAUGACUGAGUGGGUUUUGUUUUUCUGCAGACCAUGUGGACAUGGGAAAAGCACAAUAGAUUUGCUAAAAUGUAAUGCAAUUAUUGGCUGACUUUUUACAGUUAAAUUGUAUUUUUUCUCUUUGAAUUGAUAUGAACUUAUUGGUAGGUGUUACAUGUUUGCACUGAACACUAAAUCACAUAGAGAAAUGCUUUAAUCUAGUUGUUAGAUGUUAAGUAUGCAGAUAUUAAAUAGGUAGCUAUCUGUAACGCACUACAUUACUGCAGUUUGUGCAUUGUAGCUAAUGCGUUUACAAUGAAGUAUGAGACGAAGAAUGGCUACACUGGGGCUCCAGCUGACAGACUUGCCAUGGUUGAUAUCACAUACGGUCAUGUCUGUUUACAGGUUCUGGUCCGUGUGCCAGUGGACAUAAUUGCCAGCAGAUUUGUGUGAACAGUGAUGACUCCUACAUCUGCAAGUGUGAAGUGGGAUAUAAGUUAAAUGCAGACCAAAAAUCGUGUUCAAGUAAGAACAUCGACUCUAUGAUUUGAAUGUUUCUUACUUGUUAUUCAAAAACUUGCUUGGCUGACAAAGGAAAAAGACUUAAAGCGUUGAGCAAGGCCAAAAUAUUUUUGUUCCAACAAUGCUGAUCUAAUCUGAUGGUGAGUGUAAGCUGUUGAAGUCUUUUUUUCAGGAUUUGAUACAUGUGACCAGGGACAUGACUGCCAGCAUAUUUGUGUCAACAGUGGAGAUUCAUACCUUUGCAAGUGUCAUGAGGGAUAUGAGUUAAAUGCAGACCUAAAAACGUGCUCACGUAAGAACCUUUUUGUCUAUAUUUGCUGUGUCAGGGUGUUGCCUCCAGAGCUCUCUUGAGGUUUUUAUUGGAUGUGAAUCGCUUGAGUAUUCCUGCAAAUUUAUACGACCCAGUCCCCUCAUCUUUACUGAGCCCUAAUUUAGAAAAAAUGUACAUUUUUUAGCUCAACUAGCAAAAUUAUAUCUGAAUGGUACCUGCAGAAGUGUCUUUAUUCAGUUUCAGAUGUAUGUGCCCGGGGAAAUGAUUGCCAACAUACUUGCAUCGACAAUGGUGACUCAUACCUUUGCAGGUGUCGUGAGGGAUAUGUGUUAAAUGCAGACCAGAAAACAUGCUCACGUAAGAACUUCAAUUUUAACUACAUUCUGAAAUGCAUGGUCUUGUUCAAAUACCAAGUUCCCCAGCAUAAGAGAGCUUGUAAUUUCAUAGCGGUUAAUGUUCUGCAGUUUGUUGUGGGUGUGGCGUUACAAAUAUGGGUAGAAAUUGCUGUAGGAAGAGCUAAUGAGGCAGUGAGGUGUACUUAAGUUAUAAUGAGCUUAUUCUAAUCGAGCAGAAAAUUAGAUACUGGGGAUCAUGCUCACAAGAGGCAAGGUUCACUCAGUCAGCUCUCACAUAGCCUGCAAAUAAAUGGGGAGUUGGGGAUUGAGACAUAUUUGACUUCUCUUGAAAACUCCACAAUAGAUGAAAGUUUGCUCAUAGUCCAGGUUUAGUUAAUGUUAGCUGUGGCAGUGUCUUAUUCCAGGUUUGGAUGCUUGUGAUCGUGAAAACGACUGCCAGCAAGUUUGUGUCAAAAAUGGAAGCUCUCAGCUCUGCAUGUGUCAUGAGGGAUACGUGUUGAAUGAAGACCAGAAAACAUGCUCACGUAAGAACUCGAGUUUCAAGCUUAACGUUUAAUAUGCAUGUUGUGAUGCUGAAAAAAGGGAGGUCAGAAUCAACCUUAAUCUCUGGGGUUUUGGUUUGGCAAGGUGCACAUGCUAGCAGCUUUCCCUAGAACAUGUUCUGUUUUAUGAGUAAAGCUAAGAGACCCUCUUUUACUUCUCUGAAGGUGUCAUAAAGUUAAAGAAGCCUGCAGGACCCCAGGAUAAUGUUUGGUUUCUCAAAGUGACUGAAUGGGUUUGUUCACUAUCUGGACUCAUCUUCGGACUGUAGUGUUUUGUAAUAAGUCAGAAAAUCCUAAAUUGUAGUUUUUAGGGGCUCUGAUAGGUUUUCACAGUCAAUUUAAUCUAAAUUCUUACAUAAUACUUGAAAAAUCUGAUGUAAAACGUGUCAAUUGCCGUUUUUUCCAGUAGUCUCCCUUGUCACUGUGGCUGGGUGUGAGACUCGACAGCUAAGGUCUCUGACGCUCUUAAGUGCCUAAUUAUUUUGUCAUAUGAUUAUGAGGAAGUUUCCCUUUUCAGGUUCUGAUCCUUGUGUUCAAGGACAUGAUUGCCAGCACAUCUGUGCUGUUAGUGAAGGCUCAUAUAUUUGCAGAUGUCGUGUAGGAUAUACUUUGAAUCCAGACAAGAAAACAUGCUCACGUAAGAACCGUGUUUUUUGAUUGAAUGGACAGCCGCAGGUGUGUUUCAGACUUAAAGUGUUUCUCUUCAGGUUCAUAUUCAUGUCCCCUUGACCAUGGCUGCCAACAUGUUUGUGUCAGGACCGACAACUUGUUUGUCUGCAAGUGUAAGGAGGGAUAUAAGCUGAAUACAGACCAGAGGACGUGCUCACGUAAGAACCAGGACCUCUCCUGAAGAUAUUAUGUCUCUUGUUCAAGUUUAUGAAGUUUCACCAGAACUCCUCAGUCAUUUUCAGCUGUGGAACCUUAAAAUGAAAUAUUUAGACAGAGGGGUGGAGAAAUCUGAGCAGUAUACCGGGAGCUGCAUCUUUUAUGGGGCGUAGUAACGGAUGAUACCUCAGGAGACAAUCAACUUCUCAGGAAUUAAUAGACCACGAAGCUGGAUCACUCUCACUUACCAAACAAAAUAAUCAGACCAUCAAUUUAUAUUCCCACAAGUUUAUUGGAGCUUGACCGAUAACUGGAAUGAUCACUACAGUGCGUCUUAUGUAAUGAAAACAUAGUUCUGUACUCCAGUAAAUAGGACAGGCCAUGGAUAGAAAGUCUUGACACAUAAAAAACAAGUCUGCUCAUACCAUAGACUGUAUAUAGAAUGGAUGCUGUCUGCCUCCUUGCUGGGUGAAACCACCGCAAGAACAGCACCCUCUGGUGACGGGCUGCAGUAUAGGUCAUAAAUCCUGCCUCCUCCAGUAAUCCCUAUGGAGCUGUGGACAAACUUUAGAAAUUUAUUACACAAAAUAUAAAUGUUUCACCCAGUGGUUGCGAUGUUGACAUGUAGUUACUGUAAGACUGGUUUGAGCUCAAGUCCUCUUUUUAAUUUUUAAAAGUUAGUAGGGGGUUCAUGUUUUCUAUGAUUGACACCUGAUACAGCCUAUGGGCAUACUAAGACUGCGUAGCUCACCUGGGGGAUAGGCUGUUUAAGCCAAGCGUCAUUACAGCGACUCUCACACUAAAUGCGUACAAUGCCACUGCGCAAGUGGUGGAUUGCGUACAAUGCAACUGCGCAAGUGGGGGUUCCAGGAAGUGGAGAAAAUCCCGGAAAUACCGAGAGCAAUUCGGCUUUAAAUUCGUAUAAUGACGGGAGGCGGAACCAAGUUGUUCAUAGUAGAUACAGUCUAUGGCUCACACACACAGAAAAUGUAACUGGCAAACCUGAGAGUUUGCAACUGUUGCUGUGGUUACUUGUAUUAAAUAUUAGCCGUUGCACUGCUGCACGUCUUUUUUUUUGAAAGACUGAAUGAAUUGUUUAACUGUAACUACUUGAAAAGUACUAAAAGUGUCCUUAUGUAAAAAGUUAAUUCAGACCCUCCAGCCAAUCAGAAUCGAGUAUUCACCAAGACCAUGAAACAGGGAUGUAUUAAUAAAUGGUGUGGGGGUUAUGUCUGAUUUUGGAGCCUUUCUUUUUUAGGGUUUGAGGCACGCUUGCAGGUAUAUGUUAACCUUAAUCAUGUAGUUUUGUUCUGGCUUUAAUAGACCUUUCCAUUGCUGUGGUCAAGAUAAAAAGAGCAUGAGUGUCGGGACUGCAGAUGUUCCAGCACCUGGGUAUAUACUGUACCUCCUGUGGCUUUAGCUGCAACCUAAGCCGCUGUCAAAAGUAGUAUUGGGGUUUUGAUGUCUUAACACGGAAUCACUGAGAUGUGAGCUUUUCUUUUCAGCUUUAGGUUUGGAUGUAUGUGCCCAGGGACACGACUGUCAGCAUGUUUGUGUCAACAAUGGGAACUCUUUUGUCUGCGAGUGUUAUGAUGGAUAUAAGUUGAAUGCAGACCAGAAAACAUGCUCACGUAAGCAACUUAAUUUGUUUCAUUAUGCAUUUUUGUGACUAUGGUGUAAACCAACGCAAUUGCUCCAAGAACUAUUAAGAGUUUUAUGGAAGGUUCACCAGAAAAUUUGAGCGCCAAAUGGAGAAUGAGAGUGGGUGAGAAAGGAUCUUUAUGGAGUAAUGGCUACACCAAAUCUGUAUGAAGUUUGUGGUAUUGUGCGACUGAGUCAUGAGGUUUAAGUUUUCCUUUUCAGGUUUAGGUCUGGAUGCAUGUUCCCUGGGACAUGGGUGUCAGCACAUUUGUGUCAAAAAGGGAAUAUCUCAGCUCUGCAUGUGUCAUGAAGGAUAUGUAUUGAAUGCAGACCAGAGAACAUGCUCACGUAAGCGCCUGUUAUGUCUCAAUUUGUAUUUUUGUUGUCCAUGAUAUGAUCCAGAGCUACGCAAUGCAGCUUCUCUUGAGGAAAACCUUAUCCUCAAAAGCUUCAACUCAAGAUGCAGGAUGAGGGGCCUGGAUGAGAUGUCUUGUAGACCCACCAGAAGUCCUAUGAUAACUAUUUCCUCUGAAUAAGGUCAAGAUUGAGAUAGAGAUGAGAAAUGUGCUACUUCUAACUGAACUCCAUCCAGAGGCUUAAUCAAAAUUCUUGGGAAUGUUUUUGUUUCAUCAUACCAGGUAAUGUAGGUCUGAGUUUUCUUUUCAGGUUUAAAUUUGGAGGCAUGUGCCCAAGGACAUGACUGUCAGCACAUAUGUGCCAAGAGUGGGAACUCUCAGGUCUGCAAAUGUUACGAAGGACAUGUGUUAAAUGCAGACCAGAAAACAUGCUCACGUAAGAACCUGAUUUAUUAUGUUGACUCUGGUGCCUUCUUAUACUUUAAAUAUUCCACAAAGCAGGACAUUUAAAGUUUGUGUUAGCCCCCGUGGUUUCAGUCUUUCAAACAUUGUUUUCUUUGUUAAAACUCAGCAAUAAUGAAAAGGAGAGAAAAGUCCAAUGUUGUAAUGUGUAACAUAUGCGUCUCAUAAGAAACUGUAUCCAAAGCUAUUUAUUUCUUAUUUUUUAAAUUAUAAGAAUAAAACAUUAAGUUGUAAGAUUUCCUUUUCAGCUUUAGGUUUGGAUUCAUGUGCCCAGGGACACGAAUGUCAGCACGUUUGUGUCAACAAUGGGAACUCUUAUGUCUGCGAGUGUUAUGAUGGAUAUAAGUUGAAUGCAGACCAGAAAACAUGCUCACGUAAGCAACUAAUUUGUUUUAUUUGACAUUUUUCCUGACCCUGGUGUCAACCAACUCUUUCUCCAGACACCUUGUUUGAAGUCUAUGGUAAGGUUCACUGGCAUUGUAAAAGCUACAGAUGAAGGGUUGUUUUUUUUGGCAACAUCAGAGGUCUUUUCUUUCACCUAUUCUGCAGUACGCAUGAACUUUAAGAGGAUAGUAAGACUGAUAUUUUUUCAGUGACAAAGUUGGGACUUUUUGAGAGAAAGCGAUGUGAAUAUUUGCAAUGCCUUAAAUUACGAAAUUAUUGAGUAUUCAGCUUUUCUUCACAGGUGUGGCUCUUGAUGCAUGUUCCCAGGGACACGACUGUCAGCACAUUUGUGCCAACAACGGAAACUCUUAUGUCUGCAAGUGUUAUGCAGGAUAUGUAUUGAAUUCAGACCAGAAAACAUGCUCACGUAAGAAUCUGAAUUGUUUCAUUGUGCAGUUUUGGUGACCGUGGUUUGAUCCCACACCGUAUAACUUCACAAAGCUUACUGUUAAGAUUCUUAAAAGCCACUUAACCACCAAAGGCACCAAGGUUCAGAUGGAGAGGAAGAUGAGGAUUCAGGUUGUUGAAUGGAAAUAUCACAGGUGUUAUGGGUGGUGAAUUUAAUUUUUUAGACUACAUCUACACGUUAGGAUAUUUUAUAAUCCUGUUUUAACCAGAGGUGUCUUUUCGAUUAGUUAUCUGCCCACACAGCAACACAGAGAUGGUUGAAAAUGCCAAUAAAAGCCUGUCAGAAACGCUGGUAGUGAUAACAUCCGUCAAAAAUCAUAGAGGAACAUUGAGUCCACGUUCAUAUCUGCCAUCUGCAUGACAAUGACUUCACAGUUUUUAAAGAUUAUCCACCUCGGAAGGCACUUUUAAAAACCUCUAUUUACAGCAAUCCAGUUUUGACAUAUUGCUGUGAUCAGGGCUUGUAAUGAGGACUAUGUAAAGCCCCUAAAGAGACUGCUUCAGUCUCUUUAGGGGUACUGUGACUGAAAGCGCUGCCAAAAGCUGUGUGUUUUUUUAUCAUGAGAACUUCAUGUUAAGGUGUGCUCUUUUAUUUCCAGGUUCAAGUUUGGAUGCAUGUGCCCAAGGACAUGACUGCCAACACAUUUGCGUCAACAGUGGGAGCUCUUAUGUCUGCAAGUGUCGAGUGGGAUACAUAUUAAACAUGGACCGAAAAACAUGUUCACGUAAGAUUGUUCUCCAGUAAUUUAAGACUGGAUGUAAUUUUGAAAUCCUGCCCCCCUACCCUUGAAAAUCUUAAACCAAGUCAGCUGUGAGUGUCUCUUUCCAGGCUCAGAUGCAUGUGCUCAGGGGAAUGACUGCCAGCAUGUUUGCAUCAACAAUGGAGACUCAUACAACUGCAAGUGUCGAGUAGGCUAUGUGUUGAAUGCUGACCAGAAAACAUGUUCACGUAAGCAUCCAGAUGUCUUCCAACAUAAAAUUGUGAGAUUUUCUAGAGCCAUUUUGACAAAAUGUCAAUGGCUUGUUCAGUGCCAGACUUGGAAAUUUGUCACCCAGUCCUUCAAUAACAUGGCCAUGUGAGCCAUCUUGUAGGACUUUUGUUGGGCUCAGUCAGACUGGCACUAAUCUACCAAAAAAUGUGGCAUGAUUUUCAUGAGCACUCAAAGUAUCCAACUGCUGGGCAGGUGUUUCAUGAAUACUUUCAAUAAUUGGAAAUAUUUUGGGAUUAUUUAACAAAGUUGGUUUAAUUAGAUAAGUUUAUUCAAGUAUGAGGCAAGAUACUUGAAUUGUCCCCCUAUUGUGUCUCACUAGACUUGGCUGUUUUUAUUUGCUGAGUAGUACUCUUUGUACUCUUUACAUCUCUGUUUAUAGAGCACUGAUGUGGGCUGAGCUGCAGAGUUUAAAUGAACAGUCUGCUAGUUCAGUAAGUUAUGGUGUGAGAACUGUGGUUCAACAACCAGAAAACACUGAUUGGAUUCAUUUGCAUGUCAUCUAUUUUAAUUACAUAUCUUUCAGGUUAUUGUGUAAUUAUGCACAAGUAAGUAUGUCCCUCUAACAACAAGCCUUCCAUACUGACCUCUGUAAUUAAGCGUUCCUUGGUUAUGAUCAACCAGGUCAAGAGAUUAAAGCACUUCAAACUAAUUUCUAAUUUUAACCACAAAAGAAAAUGAGCAGGAAAUCACUUUUGUAAUCAUUAUACUUAUGGAUCAAUUAAUAACACCUAACUCCAUCUGAUUUGAUCAACUCCAAAAUAUUUUUUUUAUUAAAUGCUAUUGUUUCAUAGUCAUUGUCCCAAAAAAGGGUAAAGACACAUGGUUGUGGUUUUUGUUGAAUGGUCAGAUCUUUUUAGGGCUUCACUAAGGAUGGAAGUUUACUUAGUGCUGUGUUUUUCUCUCAAUUUUUCAGAGGAAAUGAGGGGUGAAAUAACACGAGAUGCCUGUAUGUGUGAAGCCCAGAUUUUGUUCCAGAAGAAAGUACAGUCAACCAUUCAGGAGCUGAGCAGGAAACAUAUCCUUUGUUUUUCAAUUUUUUUUAAAUAAUUGUUUUAUUGUGUUAAGGUUUUUGCUAACAGGAAUUUGAAUCUAGUAUUUGAUUCUUUGGAGUCGCAGUUUCAGUUUUUUUUAAGGUAAAUAUUAUAGCUACUCUCUUUGAAUUCUCUUUCUUUCCUUGACUAUACAUUCACUCGAUGAACUUUUGGAAAAAGUGAACCUCAUUGAGGUCCAACAGCAGUACUAAGAAGAGUGACCAAGAUGUCAAAUGAUGUGCACAAUCCUGCUCAAAAUUUCACUUAACCCACCUAAAGGCUGCAACCCAUAAUUUUGAGGAUUUGUGUGUAUGGCAGACUGUUACUUUCCCAUGGAGUGUAGUUCUGUUAUGGUUUUGUUUAUAUAAAUGUGCAUCUUGUCCCACUGUAAAAUCAGGCAUAACUGGUGUAAAUGCUCACAUUUACCCACACAUUUAAAGGUGACAUCACAUCCCAAAGUGUAAAUCAAUGAGGUUAAGCCCUAAAUUGUGUAUGAUUAGGGCUGGAGUGCAAAUGGAGAUGAAAACAGCUAAAGCUUUAACAAUAAGUGAACACACAUCCUUGCUGUGUAUCUAGUGCUGUAAGAGCACUUUUGGUGUUUUGUAGAACAGAAAGCCUUGAUCCAUGACCAUAGCAGAAGUACUAAGCCCUUCAACAACGAGGGCAUUGUUGUUAACCUACUCACUGCAGCUCAAUUACACAGAGAAGCCUGAUCCACUUGGCUCAUGGUGUCGUUACAUCACAGUGAAUUACUGUAAUCCUUUCCUUUGAUACCUGAAAUAUUUCAAUAACUUUAUUGCAUAGCAAUUAUUGAUUGUUACAGACUGGGACAAUUAUUAUAUCUUUGGGGGAGGGGGUUAAAUGAUUAAGUUUAUUUGAGGUAAUUUAAACUGUGAGUAAAAGUUAAGGUCCACUCAAUUUUGUAAUGGUUUAAAAUGUAUGAUAAAAGUCUUAAGUCAAUACAGCGCACAUGUACUAUAACCUACAUUUUACUUUUUAAUAAACAUAACCUGAACCAUGAGUGUAUGAGAUAAGGUGUGUCUGUAAGCAAAAAUCUUCAUGUUGUGUAGAUUACUUAUUCUGAAACAGCCAUUGUAUGUAUCCUUUAUUGUGCAUUUUUAGUAUUCUUAGGCGUCUUUUCAUGAGUGGUUGGCAUGCUACCUUAAAAUAGAGGAAACAUACCAUCUCAUUACAAAUCUUUUCGUUUUGAGAUGAAUUAGAAUUCCUUCAUUGUAAUCACUUUUGUGUAUUUUGGUUGCUAACAAAGCCCAAUAAAUGCAAAAGGUAAUCAAAAAUGUUACCUGUUUUGUAGUUCUUUUUCAGGGAACAUUAAUUGAAAAAAAUGGACAAACUUUUCUGAUAAGUGUAACAGUUUUGGGAGGACAGCGUUUAAAGAAAAAUACAACAGCUGGUUUGUGUCAAAACUCCUGCAUACACAACAUAUUGAUGUUCCAGCGCAGUAACAAACCGGAGCGAAGAAAAGGAAAAAAACUACAACGACCAGAAAACCCUUCUUUCGUCACUUCCGUUUUACGGUUACCAGGGGAAACCGAGGGAAGCUUACGGCUCCGGCAGCAACUUUCUAUCAUAGACGACGGAAUUUUAAGGCCAUAUUGAAACAGAUUUUCAAAUAUUUCUUUAUAAAGUCGCAUCCAGGGUUUUGUGUAUUGCUGCUGUAACCUUUAACUAUCUUUGUAACUGAGUUACCCUGUCGUGUUAGGUUGGUAACUGGCUAAGCUAACAGUUAACGGCUAACGGUAAAGUGAUGAGAUCGGGGCCUGAUGAUGAAUUCAGUUAGCUUACUCUACCUUUUAUAUUUGGCUGUCUCGUCGUACGAAAUAGUAUGACUACACAUUAAGCAGUUCGUUUUGGAUUUUAAAAAAAUCUUACAAUGUUUAUCUACCUCAGUAAGAAGGUGAGUGCCUGACACCCUUUAGUGCUACGCCACCUACCAAACCACACAUCAAUACUGAAGGGAUUUGGUUAACUGUCACAUUUCGUGUUUUAUAGAUUGCUAUUCCCAACAAUGUCCAUCUUAAAUGUGUCUCCUGGAACAAAGAUCAAGGCUUCAUUGCCUGUGGAGGAGACGGUGGCCUCCUCAGGGUGCUCAAGCUGGAAACUCAGACAGGUGAGUUCAUUUCAGGGGAUGAAACUUUCAUUGUCACUUUUUUAGUUUAGUGGUUUCAAAUAUUUGCACUUUCCACUCUAAGUUUAAGCUUUUCACGUUACAUCCGAUUUGAUAAGUGACAAAAAUGUUUGGAUUUACUUUCCUGUUGUGGUAUUAAAUCUCACCCCAGUGUGCACCCAAUGUCCAGGACCUUGUUGCAUGUCACACCAUUUCCUGUCACUCUGGAUUUUAUGUGCACAGUGAUCAUGUCCUAUUCAGGGGGUUGACUGCCUGCACUGCCCUUCACCACACAUUAUUUAUGAGCUAAAUAAUGGGCUAUUUCUAGCUACCUUUAGCCCAAAGUUUUUGAUGGUAAAACUAACGUCCAUCUUCUGUUUGAAAACAUGAAUAAGAUAAAAAAAAAUGAACAAACUAAAGGAAUAGUUCAAAAUAGUUAUAUCCCAAUGAAAAUGUUGGUGACUUCAGUAAAGAGGCGGCUCAAUUUAAUGCUUUUCUCUUUUCUUGGCUGCUUCUCUAUGGUCUCUAAAAUCAAUUGUAGCUUGGUAACAGUAUCAGAGGAUUCUGCUGGACCCUCUAAAAGUUACACAAAUCAAAACCAGAGUCUUACUGAAGGAGAAAAGUACAGAUCUGGAGGUGAAAGUUUUGAUUUCUUUAUAUACGCUGUAUGAAAAAUUAUUAUGAAAUAAUAAAUGUAAGAAUGAGCUCGGGUUAGUUGGAAAAUAUCCAUAAUUUAUGACAGAAGAAAAGCUCAACUUCAUUCCCGACUGAUAUACUAACAGUUUGCUCUUAGUUUUUCCAUUUGUUUAUCAUGUUAUAAUUAUACAAUAUCAGAAUAAGCAGUUAGUUGAAUUGUUAAAUAUUUGCCGAAAUAUAUUUAGAUACAGCAUUAAUAGAAUAAAUAAAAAAGGAAACCUGGACUCUCUCAGUUUCCUUAUUUUGAGAAUUGGUUAAUACAAAUCUAAAUUUGAAAAAGUCUUACAUAUUUAAAAACAUUUACAAAAAAAAAAAACAUUACAUUUACAUGUAAUUCAUUUCCUUUUCAUUUCUCUCUCUCUUUUUUUUUUUUUUUUGCUGGUAUAUUUUAACAGUUAUUUAGUUUUUGCUAAAUCUUGAGACUGGGGAAAAUAUGUAACACCUUAUCUUAAUGGCACUUCUCAUAUUGUGCACUGGUUCUGAUAACUUUAGAUUAACUCCGGUCUCUCUUACAAAGUAAUUUUGUUGUUAGACAAAAUAAAAAGACAUUUAGACUAGAGUGAAGAAAAUAAUACACUGUGCUUACAUUAACCUGCAUACUUCGUUUAUACCAACAGCAAAUGGAAUCUCUUAAUGAAAGUUGUGUUAUGUUUAUAAGUUAGACAAGAAUUUACAUAAAUAUUGUUCAGGUUAUAAACAUGCUUUUUAAUAGACCCCCCCCCCCUUUGUUGUCAGAUGAUGCCAAACUAAAAGGCCUUGCUGCGCCCAGUAAUCUGUCGAUGAACCAGACUUUAGAGGGACACAGUGGUAAGUUUUCAAACUUAUUUUUUCUUAAAACAAACAGCACACAAAAUAAAAGCAUUGAGCAAACUAUUGGUGCAUAUGCAGGAGCAGUACAGGUGGUUACAUGGAAUGAACAACAUGAGAAGCUGACAACCAGCGAUCGGACUGGCCUCAUCAUUGUAUGGAUGCUCUACAAAGGUGAUUACUGCUGCUGAUCUCAUAAUACAAGCUCCUUUUUCAUGAGAAUCAAAUUCAAAGCUUGUAUUUCUUUCCUUCUGAAGGUGCAUGGUAUGAGGAGAUGAUCAACAACCGCAACAAGUCCGUAGUAAAGAGCAUGAGUUGGAACUCUGACGGUCAGAAGAUCUGCAUUGUGUAUGAAGAUGGAGCCGUCAUCGUAGGAUCUGUUGACGGUAAAAACUGAUUUACAGUGCAAUUGAUAAAAAAUAAAAUGAAUGAGAUAAGUCACAAUAUUGUUUUCAGACUGAAGUAACAGCAGCUGUCUUAUCAGGGAAUGCUCUGUUCACACACAGGGAAUAAUUACAGACAUGCACAGUACUAAUAAUUAGUUUGUUUUUGUAGGAAACCGGAUUUGGGGAAAGGAGCUAAAGGGAAAUCAGCUCGCUCAUGUGGCAUGGUCGCCAGACAGCAAGAUCCUCCUAUUCGGCAUGGCCAGUGGAGAAGUCCAAAUAUAUGACAAUCAAGGCAACUUUAUAGUGAGUCCAUGUGCUUAAGUAGAUUAAGUAUCUGUUAAGAGAGCAAUACUGCCUCCUAACUUAUAGGAUACUAGCUUCAUGGAUAAAAAAUGCAGGUUUGAUACAGGGUUUGGGUUCAAACUGCUGCAGGCUGUUAGGGAAAGCAUUAGUCUCUGUAAAGCUUUACAUGGAGAUUAUCUUGUUGUUGAUCCAAAAAUAAAAGUGGAUUUGGGAAAGUGAGCUCUUUACUCCACAACUUGAAAAUUCCUGCCUUUUCUUAUUAACUUCUGGUGAAAUACAAAAAGCAACUGUAGUAGAAAAUGCAGUGUACUGUGGUACCAAUGUUGCGUGGUAUGUCCACAUGAAAAUGAAAAAUAAAACUUGAGUGAGGUGUCUCCAAAAAAUAAAAUAAAGGUGAUGACUUGAGUUUGAAAGUAAAGGAGGCAUCACCAAUGAUACAAGAAUAACAGAAGGAACAUAAAUAAUAAGAAUUUAUUUUAUCUCUAUAUCUAUAUAAAUGUGUGUGAAAUGAGCUGCCUUGUUUACUUUUUAAUUAUCUGCGUCAUGUUCCAGAUGAAAAUGUCCAUCAGCUGCCUCACCAAUGUGACUGGAGCGGUCAGUAUUGCUGGUAUCCACUGGUAUGCAGGAAGUGGGGGCUAUGUUGAGCCGGACUGCCCGUGCCUUGCUAUCUGUUUUGACAAUGGGAGAUGCCAGAUUAUGCGCUACGAAAAUGAUGAGAGUAAGAGGGAAGGUUUUGAGUCUGCAGAACUUGAUCCUCCAGGUUAAGCUUUGGUGAAUGUUUACUAAAUGGCCACACUUUUCCUCAGAUCCAGUAUGUAUCGACACUCUGAUGAAUGUGGUCAGCAUCCAGUGGAACCACUGUGGCAGUGCUCUGGCGGUAGCAGGAUCUCUGCGAGCUUCAAAUGUGGACAAAGAAUUUAAUCUUGUUCAGUUCUACACGCCGUUUGGAGAGGUGAGAGUGGAGGUUUUGUCCCUACAUCGUUGCAUGAUUCACACUGAUUUAAAUCUAUCCCCAUUUUCACUGGAAUCCUUUUUUGUUUUGAAACAGCAUUUGAGAACUCUGAAAGUCCCCGGGAAGCAGAUGACAGGAGUGGCCUGGGAGGGAGGAGGUCUACGAAUUAGUCUGGCCGUAGACUCCUACAUCUACUUUGCCAAUAUUAGACCAGACUACAAGGUAAACACCAACAAUAGUGACUUAUUUUCAGUGAAAGUUUUGGUAAAUAACCACCUUUUAAUACAAGCAUGGACAGAGAGUACUUAUAUGCUUGCAGCCUAACAUUUAAAAACUGUAAACAAAAAACAAAAACCUUAAAGUCAUGAGAAAAGCCAUGUUUUCAUCUUUAAACUUUUAAACAACAUAUAAGUAAACCCCGAUACACACAGGUAGACCUGGGAAUGCACAAGUUUUACUUCAAUAUUUGGCCUCCUACAAAAACAUUUUUAUCAUGCAGUACAUUUCUCCUCCUGACCCGAUUACUGCAAAUGUUUUCUUUUGGUCCAUGAGACCUGAUCAUUUGGAAUAUCUACGCUCCUCACUUUGUCAUUGCUCUUUUUGUUUGGUAUUUUUAUCCAAGAAAUGUGAAAUCAAAUAUUAAAAAUAUCAACCUUGUGCUGCUAAAUUCAAUUUUCUGCUGCCAAACUUUGACACCCAGAAUUAUAUCAAGUUUUGCAGUGUGAGUAGUCUUUAAACGAGACCUGAAUAUUUUUUUAAAAUUAUAGACAUACAGCUGCACUGUAAAACAGAUAAAGAGGGAUUUCGACAUGUUGUUAUCAAGUCACUGACUAUGUUUGUGUUCUAUUUUGUUCAAUAUAUGUCUUUAGCUUCAGUCCUGUUGAGUCAAACAAAUGAAGCAGUGCACCUGUAACUGACAGUUUAUUAAACUCAACUAAAACUGUCCGAAAUAGACAAGGAGAAAACUAAAACCGUCCGAGAUGACAAAGAGAAAACUACUUACCAUCUGGGGAACCCCGGGUCUGAAAGCCUGUGACUUAUUGUGUUUUUCUGGAAAACACUAGUUUCCAUAAAUAAUCAGGGCAAACACAGAACAGACAAUAAAUUAAUCUGUUUGUCUAAUUGAUUUUAAAUUAUUUUAAGUAUUUUUUAAAUUUUAAAUUGUUUUAAUCUCUCUCUUUAAUUUCCUACGUAUUUCCUUGCAUCUGUAAAGCACUUUGAAUUGCCUUGUGUAUGAAUGGUGCUACACAAAUAAACUUGCUUUGCCUUGCGUGAAACCACACUUGCUGUAAAAAACCUCUGAGCUUAUCUAUCUGACUUUUAACAGUGGGGCUAUUGCUGCAGCACUGUGGUGUACGCAUACACAAAACCAGAGCGGCAGGAAUACUGUGUGGUAUUCUGGGACACCAAAAACAAUGAGAAGUUUAUCAAAUAUGUCAAGAGCUUAAUGUCCAUCACCACAUCAGGAGAUUUCUGCAUCUUAGCCAGCAAAGCAGAUGAAACCCAACCUCAGGUACCAACAUCUCAGAAGUUUAUAUUAUUACACUCACAGUUAAGAAGAAUGUCUUUGUUUUUUCUGACAUAUUUGACAUGUUUUUUGAUAACUCUCAAAUGUUUGUCUUGUUGAAACCUUACAGGAGGACGCUGAGUUAGAAUCUGGGAGUCAUGCAAGGGUAAUGUACAAAACCUCACUUUUAAAAUGAGUAUUUGUUCUAAUAAACUUUUGAACUCUGAUCUUGAGGUUUUAUCACUGUGUGCUUUUCAGUAUGUUCUGAUUCUGUGUAACUCCAUCGGGACUCCGCUGGACUCCAAAUACAUUGACAUAGGUAAGUUUAUGCUGUUCAAAGGGAGGAUAUUAUCUAGGGGUGGGAGAAAAAAUCAAUACAGCAUAGUAUUGCGAUAUUUUGUCUGGUAAUAUAUCCUAUCGUCUCAUUCACCAAGUAUCAAUUUUUUUCAAAUUAAUUUCCAAUAUGAAGUCAAAUGUAUGAUAAUGAAAAAUAAAAUCAACUGUCCAGUGAGGUUGGCAGAGGUGACAUCAUAGAGCAGAAGAAAGUUAGUACAACAAAUAUAUAUAAGGUUUGCAAAAUGUGCUACAUAUAAAUAAAAUACAGCAUACAGGAAGACAAAGAUAAAGGAAUGACAUGCUAAAUUAGCCAAACAGUUGAAAAAAAUUUAUAAAUCGCAAUAUAUUGUAUCGCAGUACUCACUGUGUUGCAAAAUGUUAAAAAUCGCAAUAAUGUCGUAUCGUGGCCCAAGUAUUAUGAAUCAAAUCGUAGGGCCCCGAGUGAUUCCCACCCCUAACAGUAUCUUGUGAAUCUUGUCUUUUUAACUUUUACAUCAAUGCUAUCUUAAAGUAAAUGUUCUCAUAUUUUAAAAUGUACUUCCCUCGGCAUGCUGUCUGCAAGGUUUCUCACAAUGUGCACACUGAAAUUGAGUUGUUAGUAAUGUUCUCAAUGCACAGCUGUGGGAUGAUCAAUGUUUGAUGUACCACGAAGUUGAUGUAUUUCUUCAAGUUAAUGCGAGAGGUCACGCCCUGCACAGUAAAUAGUGUCUGGUGUUUUGCCAUCCUCGCGCAAUGAUACAUUUUUUAUUGGCCCACGGCAUCCAAAAGUAAACUGAGCGCUGGAUGUCUCUACAUCUCAUAGCAUUCUGUCUCUACUUGACACGGUCAAAUGUUUGCUGAGACACGGGACAGUUCAAACUGAGGAGUGAAAACCUCAGUGGUCUGAAUGUGUCCCACAGAUCUUAUUUUCGUGAAUAAUAAAAGCGAGUUCAAGAGUGUGUGUCCUGUGGGCUCAUGGUGGCUGUUUUCCAGACUAGAGUUUCUGUUUUAGUGAAAAUCUAAUGUAAUCUAACACAAAAGAAAUGUACAGUAUGUGUCUGUCAGUUUGUAUGUAGCCAUCACUCUGCUGUUUAGUGGCAGUUUAGUCCCUAAUGGUUUUUAGAAGCCAGAUAUAACGGGGAAGGUAAGGGUUAAGUUGGGUAGCAGUGCUCGCUUAUCAGCCAAUUCUCAUGCCAGUUUAAUUAGCAACUUUUAACUCUUACUGCAGCAUUAAAUGGAAUGCUGUAAAUUAAAAUUAUGUAGCAUGUCACAUGCAUACAGGGAAAGCCAAGGCAGGUAGAGAGGCAUCAAAGACCCCAGGGGUAAAAGCAUAGGACACUUAAAAGGAGGAGCUGGGGUGGAGGUGGGUUGCAAAUGGUGAUGGGAAUUAUGACUCUUUUUAGUGAGUCAGAUCAUUCGGCCCAACUCAUCUAGAAGAGCCGGCUCUUUCGGCUCCCAAAGGCUCUUCAUUUUACCACUUCAACAUUUUUAAAUUCAGCCAAAUUUAGCAUUGUUUGGCUUAUGAUAUGUAAAUAUGUUUACACAUACUGUAUCUCUGAAAUAAUUCAAUACUUCCUUUGUACUUAAGUAUUCACAAUUAAAACGACAUUUUCUAAAAUCAGUAAAUUGCCGUAGUCAUUUGUUUUCAUUGCACUUACAGACUCUCUGUAACUCGCUGAAAUCAUCCAAUGAAACAAGCAAUGACUUGCUUGUAGAACCACUCUGCUACACUAAGCAGAUAGAAACCCCAUCGUUCUACCUUGUAGUUUUGUUCUACGGUCUGUGGGGGGAAAGAGAAAGAAAAAAAAAAUUAAAAAUAAAACGGCUGACAGAUGGGAGCCGGCGCCCAUCCUUUAUGUGAACCGGUUCGUUCGUGACCGGCACAUCGCUAGUUAGAAAGCGGUUUGCAUAGGAAGCAGCAAGAGUCGGCAGGUUUGAUCAGCUUAAACAGAUCACCUAUUUGAGAUGUGCCAACUGGAUGAGUAGGAGGUGAUGGUUUGAACUGCUGGCAGAUGUGGGCUGGCAUUAAAAUCUGUUUAUCAGUCGUAGACUAAGCUUGACUUCGUGUUCAGUUUUAGUUAUGACAUAGGCUCUUUAUUGGUUUAAUGAAAAACUCACAUCUCAGUGUUGUGCUGAAUGAGAUGUGAGCAAUUUACUGAGCUGGUUUCACAAAAAUCUGUGACCUAACUGUAUAUUUACCUUAUUUGAAAGUCAAGCCUGUCACUUGUGUUCAUCACCAGAUCCACUGUUCGUCACCAUGACCAAAACACAUGUGAUUGCUGCAUCCAAAGAGGCCUUCUACCUGUGGCAGUACAGAGUGGCAAAGAAGCUAACUGCCCUGGAGAUCAACCAGGUGACCAGAACUAAAAAAGAAGGAAGAGAGAGGUGAGUUUAAGAAAUGGAUCUGAAACAUUUACACUCACUGAAGCUGCAAUUGAACUGGAAGUCAAAAGGACUAAAUUGAACAAAGCCAGGCCAAAUGCUAUAGGAACAAAAUAGAACACAAGUGUCAGGACUUACCCCGCACAUCAAGCAGAUCAUGGAAACUUACAUGGAGGCAAGAAAUCACAAGGCUGGAUUCAGUGAGUCAACAGUGGAAACCUUUGGUUAACUGGCUCUGUGUUUCAGUGGAGGGUGUUGUUUCACUCAAUGUCAUGAAAAGGAUUCAUUCAUCUGAACCAAAUGCCACGGCGGUUCCAGACGGGCUGGGUGUGACCAAAAUGUCCUGCCAGGACUGUCCUAGCACCUGGACCACGGCUCACCUCAGGAGAAAGGGCAACUAUCUGUCUGUCUGGCUGUCUCAUUUGUUCUCACUUCCUUUUUCAGGGUCUACCACAUUGACAGCAACCCCUCUGGAGCCAAUGAGAGUGGUCCAGAUUUUGCAAAGGCCUUCACAGUAAGAGACAUCAAAUGACUGAAUAUUCUGGAUUUGAGACUUUUAUGUUUGUCGUCUAAUUUUAUCAUAAAAGAAGUUGAAUUUAAGAAAAAAAAAACUACUCAAAACUUUGUUUUUUCUACUUUUUAAAUAUAAAAAAAUCAGUUUCACUGCCAUCAGAAUUCUUCCAACACUGACACCUCAAAACUAUAACAUCACUAUAAUUUCAGCAUGUCAUACAUGUUAUAUUCACGUUUUCUCACUCUGAUUGAACUGCUCCAAAUAAGUUGAAUAAAUUAAGAGGGUUUCAUCAUAUGUUUCUGUUUCAGGCAACUCGAGAUCCAAUAUGUUGUAUCACAGCAACAGAUAAGACCCUGAUUGUGGUAUGUACCUUCCUGUUUACAUUUAUUUUUCUGAACUGAGUGUUAAAAAAGUCCUAAUUUCAUGAAGUGUUUGGGUGUCUGUUUACAGGGCCGUGAGUCUGGCACGAUCCAUAGAUACAGCCUCCCAAAUGUGGUUCUCAUCAGUAAAUACACUCUAAACAACAGAGCCUAUUAUCUGUCCUUAAACUGCAACUCAAGGCAAGUUUUUGUUGGUUUUGUACCAAUGACAGUCAGUUCACACAGAUAUACUGUAUGUAGUUAACUUGUUCAAGCAUGGUUUCUAUUAUAUUGUAGUGUAGCCACAUCAAAAAAAAUGAUCAUUGUUUUCCCCAGUCGGCUGGCCAUAAUUGACAUCGCAGGCGUCCUGACUUUGCUGGACCUGGAAGUUCGCUCCUCUCCAGAUGACGUUGCAGGAAGUCAGGCAUCUGCAGGCGACCCCUCCAAGUUUGAGCGCAAGGAUGUCUGGGACAUGAAGUGGGCGAAUGACAAUCCUGAUCUGUUUGCCAUGAUGGAGAAGACCAGGAUGUAUGUUUUCAGGAAUUUGGACCCAGAGGUGAGUGCUCAGGCAUUUUUGUCUAACAGUUCGCUGUGUUGUGAUUUGUGCUAAUAACGUAUCGUACCCUUUCUAAACAGGAACCAAUCCAAACUUCCGGAUACAUUUGCAACUUCGAGGACCUGGAAAUCAAAUCUGUCCUGCUUGAUGAAAUCAUGAAGGUCAGUAUUUCGACAAAGUCCCGUAUCUGAAUGUUUGAAGAUAAACAUUGAUGCUGAUAUUGAUUUUAUUAUUGUAUUCAUGCCCAUCUCCCUCAAAAGGAGGCAAAUUUGGUUUAGUUUGAAUAAUGUUUGCUCAUAUAAUUACAGCUUAUAUUGCAAAAUGAAAGGAUUUGACCCCACUGGAGUGAAAAUAAGCAUCUAGAGAGAGGUUGUUGAACCUUGAAAAUGCUUAGGGCGCAGUUUGCAUUUGUUGGUUUAAUCAAACAGUGGGGUAUUAUUUAUCGCCCGACAGGAUCCAGAGAGGCCGAAUAAAGACAACCUCAUCAAUUUUGAGAUCCGUUCCUUGAGAGACAGUCGUGCUCUGAUUGAAAAAGUGGGGAUUGAAGAUGCCUCACAGUUCAUCGAAGACAAUCCGCACCCAAGACUUUGGUAAAUACAAAACUGGGACCUGGUCUUGACUUGUCGAGCCUGUUCUUUAUUAUGCUGGUACAGAGGGAAAACAGCAGGAAGCUUACACUACAUGACGUUUAAAGCUGGAAAACUAGGUGAAGAUUCACAAGUCAGAGGUUGUGGCAGUGGUUUAGUUAAUCAUUCAGGGACCUUCAAGGAAAGAGUCAUGUGGUGACCCUCCACAUCUAUCCGUCUAAUGUUCUGAUGAACAUGAUAUUAUUUAGAUUUGUUGUUAACUUUGACAGUCAGGGUGGCUUAAAGGUUGUGUCUGCAUGUUUAGAGACCUUUCUCCUGAAGCGGUACACGCAGGGAUGUCCACUUGUGAUGGCUGAGCAGUGAUUCCUCUGUGCCACUUUUUGCCCAUAUAUUUUUAAGAAAGAACCUAUUACCUCAAAGUUAGAUAAACCUACUUGACUGUGAUUUGGUCCCUGCAGUACAUCUUUUUAAUUUCAGUGAUGGGAGGAAGCAGACAGCAGCUUUUUUAAUGUAAACCUGAGUUACUGAUACAACUUUAAAGCUGGAAAACUAGAAGAUUCAUUAAAGUUCCACUCCGAUUAUUAUUAUUAUUAUUAUUAUUAUUAUUAUUAUUAUUAUUAUUAUUAUUAUUUUUACUACUACUUAUAGUGUUCUCAGUGGUCUUUAAAUGUUCUGAUGAACAUGAUAUUAUUUAGAUUUGUUGUUCACUAGCAAUUCGCCUCUGAGUCAUGGGCUGAGACAGCGCUGCUCUGCACACUCCUCUUCAUGCUAGCUUGUAGCCUAACAUUGCUGGUGUAGUAGAAGUUGCAGGUAACAUAGGAGCUAUUCAGCCCUCGAACACUAAUGUCUUUGGGGACAUGAUGAAAGUUAAUAUCAUAGCUAGCUUUCUUACAAGCAUUUCAAUCUACUAACACGCACGCUUGUUCUGCGAUCGUCCUCUCUAUUUCUCUGAGUCUAGCAUGCAUUCCGGGGCUCUGGGUGCAGAGCUUGGAUUUGCUAUGUAGGAAAUCUCACUGUAUCUGAUCCUGCCGUUUGGGUCUGCCAGAGGUUCAUAGUAAUUUGAAUGCAGAAAUACUCAGAAAUGCAAUUUCGCAUUUAUCUCAUGAUUUGUCCUGUAGUAUCAGAAAAAUGCCAUAUGAAUAUGAAGAAAAACGUAAUUUUCAUCGCAGUGGGUCUUUAAUGAUCUAUGGCGAUUUCUGAUUUUUAAUUUGGUUGCAGCAAUUAAUUUAGUGAGUUUUAGUCACCCGCUGGUGUAGGUUCUUUAUACCAAUAGACAGAAAAAUUGAGAAGGUUUACACCAACUUACAGCUGCCGUCACUGCAGUUUUUUUUUAAUAAUCUGAGCCCUGACUGAGUAGGAGGUGAACACCAGGGUAAGGGAGAUUUAUGUUUUUUGAAGCAGCGGUGUGAUCACUGUGUUCUCUGGGUAGUGUGUCACUUCUUGCAGCAUCCCUCAAAAUCUGGCAACAUUGAAAAAUUCCCCCUCUACUCCCAGAGUCUGUUCCAAUCUGAUGUAAGGAUUAUUUACUGUCAUUUGAUAGUGGUGGACUCAUAAAGUCAUGGAGUUUGACAAGGGCAGACUGAUAACACAAUAUUUGUAGCACUUUUUAUGAAUUGUUUACAGCAGCCUAGCAGUCUCAGUCAUUUCUUCUCGAUCAGCUAGACAGUUUCAUCCUCCUGUGGUACUUUGAGCUUGAAUAAAUCACAUUAAAGUGGGUAUAAAAAGUUUUAACAUAACAGCCUUAUGUACUGAUGUACUUAGCAGCUUCCUGAACCCUCUUCCUGUUUUUACCCUCUCAGGCGUCUACUAGCAGAGGCAGCCCUCCAGAAACUGGACCUAAAAACAGCUGAGCAGGCUUUUGUCCGCUGCAAAGACUACCAGGGUAUUGAAUUUGUCAAGCGGCUGGGAAACCUGCAGAACGAGCCCAUGAAACAAGCAGAGGUGGCGGCUUACUUUGGCAGCUUUGAAGAGGCUGAGCGAAUGUACCUGGAUAUGGAUCGCAGGUAGACGUAUUUGUUGAAGCUUUUUUGACGGUGAAAUAUCGACUUUGACCAAUUUUUAAAUCUUUUAUCUGCUUUUUUUAGUUCAAUGACUCUUUGAAAUAUUUUUCAGGGACCUUGCCAUCAACCUAAGGAUCAAACUGGGGGAUUGGUUCAGGGUGCUCCAGCUGCUCAAAACUGGCUCUGGUGACAGUGAUGACGCGCUGAUGGAACAGGCAUACAAUGCAAUUGGAGACUACUUUGCAGACAGGCAGAAGUGGUGCUGAAAUUUGUCUUUUGACUUCAUAUAUAAGUGCAGAAACAUCCUACUGCUGGGUCAGAGGUUAAAAGAAGUUAAAUAACUGUUUUACCAGGUUAUAAAUAUUUAUUUUUUUCUUUUUAAAGGGAGAAUGCAUUGCAGUACUAUCGUCAGGGCCGUAACCACGAGAGGCUAGCUGAGUGUUACUACAUGUUGGAGUACUACUAUGACCUCGAAGAGCUGACCAAUGAGCUGCCAGAGAAUCACAAACUUUUACCUGUGAGCUAAAUGUUCAGUUAUUUUUCUCCUCACACUUGAUGUUUGAUUUCAGACAAUAAUAGCUCUAUGUUUCUCUUCUCCACCUCUGUGUUGUAGGAGAUCGGACAGAUGCUCGCCACUGUGGGCAUGUGUGAGCAGGCUGUGAACGCCUACCUGAAGUGUAACCAGCCCAAAGCUGCCGUUGACACCUGUGUCCAUCUUAACCAGGUGAGAGACGAAGAAAAAAAAUCGGUGGCGCCACAGUUUCCCAGUGACCUUUUGGAUCAAACACACCAUCUGACAGCUUUGGCCCACAACAGUCACUAUGGCAGCCGCUUUCCUCCCACCUCAGUCCUCUUCCUGAGAAAUAUUUAGCCCUAUAGUGUGAAUACUGCUCUGAAACUACGCUCUUCUAAUCUAAAUGUUAACUUCAUUUAAAAGAAGCUCAUAUUUAUUCAGCCGACACUUGUGCUCACUAUGGAAAUGACUGUCUUUGCACAGAUUAUGUAACAACAGCUAGAUUUAGUUUAAAGGAUGUUUACUUUAACAGAUCAUGCAAUAAAGCAAAAGGAGAAGCUGUUUGCAGUGAGAACUUCCUUCACUCUCUGCUGUUUUUCCUGCUGCAUUCAUGUCCUUUGUGCUUUUGACAGUGAAAAAAAAAAAACAGGCUGUCAUGUCACUUAAUUGUUUCCUCUUUACCUUCUUGUAGCUCAACCCUACAAUGUUUGAAAAUAACAGCUGUUCUCAUCUUUUUUCACUGUACUAUUAUCAGGAAACUCACCAGCUUGUGUAUUUUCUGAACACAUUUGGGAUUAAAUCAAAAACUGAAUUGCUGUCAUAUUAAAAUGCUUUAGAGUGUAGCUAUAAAACAUAAAUCUAAGCGGUAAACAUGCUCAACCACAGCCCAUCUAUAAAAAGAAGCUAUUUUUUAAAACCAAAUAGAAACUAAACUGUGUUGUUGGAUUUAUAAAAAGCGCCUUUUUAAGCGAAAUUAGCCAUUACAUUAAAAAAAAAUGCAAGUAAAGUAAACUUAAGUUAUAGAUGUUUAAAGCUCCUAUAAAGAGUUUUUACAUGAAAUCAGACAAGACCAUAGGUGACAAAACUGAAGUUUUUAUAUAUACUAAUGUUCAGUUUCUAAAACUGCUACAGAGGGGUAGUUGUCAGCCUUGCAGCUGAAUAAAUGGCCCUGUUUCUCAAUUCCCUCUUGAAAUAUUCUCAAUAAAGAACAUGCUCAAAUAUCAGAAGUCAGCAGUAUGAGAUUUUUGUCAAAAAUAACAACUCAGAUUUAGCAAGGACAAGACUGCUUUAUCCACAGGUAGGCGCCAAAAAACACACCCCAAAAGUUCCUCCCAGGAGUUUCAAAUUAUGUACUAAUCAACCAAGUCUUUUGGCUUUAUAAAUCUUAAUUUGUGGCUGUUUGUAAAGUAAAAAAUACCAAACUGGUUAUAACCUGUGUAUGGAUCUGAAUGGUAUCAGACAGGUAUGGUCUAAACAAUGAAAGCAGUCAUAACAAAGCACAGUAAGCUGACUUAUUUUUAGUCAUGCACAACUCCCCUCAGGGAUUUCUUUGCACUUAUUAAAUCUUAUCAAUGAAUCUCUGUGUAUGAAGUAAAGCGUUUCUUAACUAUUGCAUCUGUUAGCCACCAGAGGUUCAAAUUAGGGUUGUCUUAACACACUAAUUGUGAAGCCAUUAACUGUUUGAAAUCCCUGAUUAAAAUUUAAAUUGAGAGUUUAGUUUGAAUAAUGCUCGUAGCACUGACAUAUGAUCGUCUCAGACUUAUUUACCUCCUUUUAAAAAAAUUACUUUUCAAAGUGGUUUAUUCCUGCUUUUGCUUUUUCUUUCAGUGGAAUAAAGCAGUGGAGCUCGCCAGGACACACAACAUGAAGGAGAUCAAAUCUCUCCUCUCCAAAUAUGCGUCACAUCUUCUUGAGAAGAAUAAGAUUUUAGAGGCGGUGGAACUUUAUCGCAAAGCUCACCACUUUCUAGAUGCAGCCAAACUCAUGUUUAAGGUGAGCUUGAGUUUUAAUACUCAUUAUUCUUACAAAACGUUAUUGAAUUUCAAUGCUGUUCAUGUGGUUUCUUUGCUUGGAUAAGGAGGAGGUCUGUCAUAAUCCUGAAACAAAGGGGGAAGUAAAAUUAAAAGUGAAUGUUACUACUGUACUUGGAUUUCCUCAGAACUUUACAGCAGCAUAUACAGUGCCUUGCAAAAGUAUUCGGCCCCCUUGAACCUUUCAACCUUUCGCCACAUUUCAGGCUUCAAACAUAAAGAUAUAAAAUUUUAAUUUUUUGUCAAGAAUCAACAACAAGUGGGACACAAUCAUGAAGUGGAACAAAAUUUAUUGGAUAAUUUAAACUUUUUUAACAAAUAAAAAACUGAAAAGUGGGGCGUGCAAUACUAUUCGGCCCCUGUUACUUUCAGUGCAGCAAACUCACUCCAGAAGUUCAGUGAGGAUCUCUGAAUGAUCAAAUGUUGUCCUAAAUGACUGAUGAUGAUAAAUAGAAUCCACCUGUGUGUAAUCAAGUCUCUGUUUAAAUGCACCUGCUCUGUGAUAGUCUCAGGGUUCUGUUUAAAGCGCAGAGACAUCAUGAAGACCAAGGAACACACCAGGCAGGUCCAAGAUACUGUUGUGGAGAAGUUUAAAGCCGGAUUUGGAUACAAAAAGAUUUCCCAAGCUUUAAACAUCUCAAGGAGCACUGUGCAAGCAAUCAUAUUGAAAUGGAAGGAGUAUCAGACCACUGCAAAUCUACCAAGACCCGGCCGUCCCUCCAAACUUUCAUCUCAAACAAGGAGAAGAUUGAUCAGAGAUGCAGCCAAGAGGCCCAUGAUCACUCUGGAUGAACUGCAGAGAUCUACAGCUGAGUUGGGAGAGUCUGUCCAUAGGACAACAAUCAGUCGUACACUGCACAAAUCUGGCCUUUAUGGAAGAGUGGCAAGAAGAAAGACAUUUCUCAAAGAUAUCCAUAAAAAGUCUCGUUUGAAGUUUGCCACAAGCCACCUGGGAGACACACCAAACAUGUGGAAGAAGGUGCUCUGGUCAGAUGAAACCAAAAUUGAACUUUUUGGCCACAAUGCAAAACGAUAUGUUUGGCGUAAAAGCAACACAGCUCAUCACCCUGAACACACCAUCCCCACUGUCAAACAUGGUGGUGGCAGCAUCAUGGUUUGGGCCUGCUUUUCUUCAGCAGGGACAGGGAAGAUGGUUAAAAUUGAUGGGAAGAUGGAUGGAGCCAAAUACAGGACCAUUCUAGAAGAAAACCUGUUGGAGUCUGCAAAAGACCUGAGACUGGGACGGAGAUUUAUCUUCCAACAGGACAAUGAUCCAAAACGUAAAGCCAAAUCUACAAUGGAAUGGUCCACAAAUAAACGUAUACAGGUGUUAGAAUGGCCAAGUCAAAGUUCAGACCUGAAUCCAAUCGAGAAUCUGUGGAAAGAGCUGAAGACUGCUGUUCACAAACGCUCUCCAUCCAACAUCACUGAGCUUGAGCUGUUUUGCAAGGAAGAAUGGGCAAGAAUUUCAGUCUCUUGAUGUGCAAAACUGAUAGAGACAUACCCCAAGCGACUUGCAGCUGUAAUUGCAGCAAAAGGUGGCGCUACAAAGUAUUAACGCAAGGGGGCCGAAUAAUAUUGCACGCCCCACUUUUCAUUUUUUUUUUUUGUUAAAAAAGUUUAAAUUAUCCAAUAAAUUUUGUUCCACUUCACAAUUGUGUCCCACUUGUUGUUGAUUCUUGACAAAAAAUUAAAAUUUUAUAUCUUUAUGUUUGAAGCCUGAAAUGUGGCGAAAGGUUGAAAGGUUCAAGGGGGCCGAAUACUUUCGCAAGGCACUGUAUGCAAGAUUAAUCACUGUAUUUGAUUUGAAUCACAUUUAGGAUUCCAGUCAAGUCUGUACAUGAGCUUUUAACAUGGACCUUGUGUUACAGAUAGCUGAUGCAGAAGCAGAGAAAAGGACCCGACCGCUGCGGGUGAAGAAGCUCUAUGUGCUGGCAGCACUGCUUAUUGAAGAUUACCACGAGCAGGUGAAGAAGUCACAGCAGAGCAAAGCAAAGGGGAAGAAGUCGGAGGUGAGGAUCAGAGGAUACAGUAUUUAUUGAUAGGGAGGCAUCUUUCCAACACCUUUUGAUGGGGGUGGUUAAAUUUUGUUUGUAGACUGAGGAAGUGCUCUAUGAAUUAGCAUAAUUUACUUCACUUAAUCCAUAUCCCUUUUUUUUACGAUUAGGCAACAACAACACUUGCUGGGCUGCUGGAAGAAGAUGCAACCUCCUCAGACAGUCGAUUCAUUGACAACGCCUGGCGUGGAGCUGAGGCGUAUCAUUUCUUCCUGCUUGCUCAGAGGCAACUUUAUGAAGGCUACAUGGAGAAAGCCAUCCGCACAGGUAACAUACCGCAACUCAAAGGACGCUAUGUCGUAUUAUUUAGUAGUUAAUACAAACUAUUAAACACACAGGAGUUAAGUUUAUCACUUUUUAUUUCAUACCAUUACAUUUUCUAUGGACUUACCCUUCAAGUGAUAAAGAAAGCUUCAAAAUUUAUCCGUACUUUCUACACAAAAUGUACUCUCCUUUGAUAAAAAGAGCCAAACUAACGGCUCUAAUCCCCCUUUUUUCCAUAUUUCCUGAAGCCCUUCACCUGCGAGAAUAUGAAGACAUCAUCCCAGCGGUGGAGAUCUACUCUCUGCUUGCUGUCUGCUCAGCCACAAACCGAGCCUUCGGCACAUGUUCGCAGGCCUUCAUCAAGCUGGAGUCCUUGGAGAGUUUGGACCCUGAACAGAGGCAGCUGUAUGAGGAUCUUGCUCUGGAGAUCUUCACCAAAUAUACCCCAAAGGACACCCGUCCGCUGGAGCUGGGCAGCUCAUCAGAGGGGUGAGUUUACAUUUUCAGAUUAUUGAAGGAAAUAUUUUGUCUUAUUUCUAGACAGACUUUGGACAUAUCAAUGUAUUGUUUUUGAUUCAGUUUUAACAUGGAUAUAUCUACGUGAUCCCACAUUGGCAGAGCUUGGCAGUAACUGUUCAAAAAAUACUGGGGACCACAAUUUUCUUCUCUAAUUCUAUUUUUGCCUCUAUAGGUCAGAAGGAAAACUCCCCACAUGCAUUGUGACGGGUCAGCAGAUCCAGGAGUACCAGUUCUGGUUGUGCAGUGUGUGUAAACACUGCGCUCUAGAGCAGGAGAUCAGCAAAUACAACUUCUGCCCUCUGUGUCACUGUCAGAUAGCAUGA
Xyrichtys novacula (pearly razorfish) is the source of this 38453-nucleotide messenger RNA. Lineage: Eukaryota; Metazoa; Chordata; Actinopteri; Labriformes; Labridae. The record is from the annotation of a GenBank genome assembly.